This is a messenger RNA of Rhipicephalus sanguineus (brown dog tick), 2591 nucleotides long. RefSeq names its product amine oxidase [flavin-containing]. The record is from RefSeq and is a predicted model, not a curated record. Bases 179 to 1873 code for a protein of 564 amino acids. The transcript is spliced from 15 exons. Gene Ontology annotation, molecular function: oxidoreductase activity. NCBI's taxonomy places the organism in Eukaryota, Metazoa, Arthropoda, Arachnida, Ixodida, Ixodidae.
CGGAAGUUCUGGCGAUCGAUUUCUCCUCUCCCUCCGCUCGUAUCGCUUGACGCGCCGCGCCCCUCGUCGACGCGUAUAUUGCACAUACACGUACAGCACACGCUGAGUGCGAUCGUGCCGCGGCGUGCGCAUACGCGACAACGCGUUCCUCUCGAUUGCAUCCUUUUGCCGCGGCGAUAUGAGCUCCGAAAGAAGCGCACCGGGCCCGUCCACGGUGCAACAAGAACCGUCCUUGCAACGCAGAGGUCGACGCCGCAGGCUGCCGGACGGGAUGGACCAUUCGUCGGGAGGCAGCGGCCCAGCUGUCAAGAAGACCACGGUGCUUGUCAUCGGAGCAGGACUCAGCGGUCUGUCGGCCGCCAAGCUGCUUUCCGAGCGUGGAAUUGACGUCACUAUACUCGAAGCACGUGACAGGGUCGGAGGCCGCCUGUUCACCAUAAAGAACGAUUUGGUCGGCUGGGUGGACCUGGGCGGAUCGUAUGUGGGGCCCACGCAGAACCACAUCCUGCGUCUCGCCAACGAGCUGCAAGUGGACACGUACAAGAUAUUCGACGAUCUCAAGCUGCUGCACUUCAGCGAGGGCAAGGCGUACCCGUACGAAUCCACGUGGGCCCAUUUCGGCAUCAAUGACCCCCUGGCAUGGUUCGACAUCAACUACGUCAUGCGCAGGAUGGACAUUAUGAUGGAGCAGGUCCCCGCCGUAGACCCGUGGAACUGCCCCCACGCGGAAGAGUGGGACGCUAUGACGCUGCAGAAUUUCUUCGAGAAGGAGUCGUGGACAAAGGGCUGCCGCGACUACCUGAGCGCCCUGGCGCAGGUAAACCUUUCGAGCGAGCCGAGCCAGGUGUCCCUGCUCUGGGCGCUGUGGUACAUCAAGUGCUGCGGAGGGAAUCGCAGGAUGUGCAGCACAUUCAAUGGAGCGCAGGAAAGGAAGUUCGAAAACGGCGCCAUGACAGUUUGUGAAAGGCUCCUGCAACUGUUGGAAGGUAAGGUUGAGUUCAACGCCCAAGUAUGCGAUCUUCAGCAGGACGAGAAAGGGGUCGUCGUGGGCGUCAUCGAUGGCAGGGAGUUCCAGGCUGAUUACGUCAUAAUGGCGAUCCCGCUGCCCAUGCAGCUGAAAGUUCAUUACGAGCCUCCACUGUCGCCGCUGCGAAACCAGCUCAUACAACGUACGCCGGUUGGCUCGGCGUUCAAGAUGAACAUUUACUACGCCAAGCCCUUCUGGAGGGAAGCAGGCUACGGUGGAAUAGCAUCCUGUUCCGACGACGACCUGGCUUUCACCAUUACCACGGACGACUGCAGACCUGGAUUUUCGCUGGCGGCUCUCACGGUAUUCGCCAUCGGUGACAAGGCCUUGAGGCUGCAGGAACUGCCGAAACAGGUCAGACCCAAGGUUAUCGCUGCAGAUUUGGCAAGGGCCUUCGAACAUGAAGCGGCCCACAACCCUGUGCACUUCGAAGAGAAGAACUGGCUCGAGGAGCAGUACUCCGGUGGUUGCUAUGUGUCCACAUUUCCGACGGGGGUCAUAAGCAAAUACGGAAAGACCCUGAGGCAACCGUUCGGCCGGGUGUACUUCGCGGGCACGGAGACGGCAACGGUGUGGCCUGGCUACAUGAACGGCGCUGUGCAGGCUGGAGAGAGGGCUGCCAGGGAGGUCCUAUGUGCGAUGAAACUGCUACGGAAAGACGAGAUCUGGGAGGAAGAACCAGAAUUUAAGGGUGUGAAAGCGCGGCCGUUCGAGAUGUCCUUCCUGGAGCGGCAUCCCCCUCACGUGCUGCUUGUAGCCACUACUGGAGCCGUCGCCGCGUCCGGUGUUGCCUGUGUGGCGGGCUACUGCGUUUGGAAGGCAGUCACCGCCAUGCGGGGGCCAUAGGGUAGCGUUAUCAGAGGGCACUUCGCGGAGAAGCAUUCUCGAACGCGCAUUGUACUUCAUCAGAAGGGCCUUAUCCACAGAUGGGGAAUUCACCGCUGAAUAUAUACUACCUAUUACUGAGCGUUAGAGCACAGUAAUAGUACGUAUAUCCUCCCGCAGCAGUCUAUGAAUAAGGCUUUCUCAAGCAUUGCGAUUAUACUCUAAUGUCAAAGACAUGCAUGGGUACGAAAUGGCAUCUAACGUGCGACGGGCCUGAAGUAUAGGUUGCUCCUACUGCAGAAACUUAAUGGAACGUGUUAAAGGGUUGAAUUCACGCCAGACCGAGUGCAGCAUCGCCAGGCGUGAAGAAGGGUGGAGAGGUCAACCAGACACUCGCCGGUUUGCUACCCUACGCAAAUCACGCCACUGACGCAAUCUCGAAAGCUGCUUCCGAAAAUACGCUGCAAGCUCCAUGGCACCGAGUUGGCGCGAGGACUUUGCUUUUCCAGCACCACGGAGAAUACGCAGAGUGGUUUGCUCCUGGAACGCUGGGAACCGGUUGUACGCAAGAGAAGUGCUGCCAAGCCAGGUGUUGCUUUUGCGUCGCAUUUCCGACUGUGCUACAACUUUUAUUAAGAAUGUACUUUCCACAUGCAAACUACACAUUAAUCGCUGCACGCCAUAUCGGCUCUGCGCUUUCUAUUGUAAAGCUUGCUGACCUCCCAUAUCAUUAAUAGAU